Nannospalax galili (Upper Galilee mountains blind mole rat) is the source of this 3243-nucleotide messenger RNA. RefSeq names its product origin recognition complex subunit 1 (gene Orc1). Gene Ontology annotation, molecular function: chromatin binding; ATP binding; ATP hydrolysis activity. The transcript has 18 exons. The record is from RefSeq and is a predicted model, not a curated record. Gene Ontology annotation, cellular component: nuclear origin of replication recognition complex. Gene Ontology annotation, biological process: mitotic DNA replication checkpoint signaling; DNA replication initiation. Lineage: Eukaryota; Metazoa; Chordata; Mammalia; Rodentia; Spalacidae.
CAUGCAAGUGGCGCGAAAUUUUCUUUACUUCUUUCGGCCUCCCGGUCCGGUGCGGGUCAAGGCCUCGGUGCGGCAGGAGGCGGCGGGAGGCGCACGCAAGGCUCCGGAGCGGAGCGCGGGCAGCGGAGCUGUGCGGCAGCCCGACGAGUUGGGAGGCAUAUUUGCUUGGCUUCAUUGUGAAAAGAGGGAAAAUUACAAGAUUAUUUCUGACAAUUGUGUGUUGCCUCAUCCAUUAAAAAGAACAUAUAUUGAAGGGCCAUGCCAUCUUAUCUCACAAGGCAGAAGACCAGACAAACUUAUUCAUGGGUUGGCAGGCCAUUGCUGGAUCGCAAGCAGCACUACCAGAUCUACAAAGAAAUAUGCCUGAAAACUGAAGGUUAUUCCACUGAGAUUUAUAUCAAGGUUGGACAGUUUGUGCUGAUUGAAGGGGAUGAUGAUGAGAUGCCCUAUGUUGCUAAACUAAUUGAGUUAUUUGAAGAUGAGUCUAAAUCUCAUUUCAAGAACUGUGCUCGAGUACAGUGGUUUGUCCGAUUCUCUGAGGUUCCUGUCUCUAAAAGGCAUUUGUUAGGCCGGAAGCCUGCUGCACAGGAGAUAUUCUGGUAUGAGCACCCUGGCUGUGAUAACAACAUUUGUGUUGAGACCAUCAUUGGCCCUGCACGGGUAGUAGCUUUAGCCCCAGAUGAAGAGAUCCCUACGGAUUUGAAGAAAAAUGAGACACUGUUUGUGAAACUAUCUUGGAAUGAAAAGACAUUCAAGCCACUGUCACCAGAAGUCCUUGCGGAGCUGAGGAAGGUGAAAGGCAGCCCUGCAUGUGAGAAACCUGUGAAGGCCCAGAUUAAGAAUGCAGAAAGCCCUUCUUUAACCAAAGCAGAACAUGUGAUCAAAAGGAUUGAAUCAAGUCACUCUGCCUCCAAAUCUCGCCAAACUCCUACUCACCCUGUCACCCCCAGUGCAAGGAAGCGACUGGAGCUCGGCAGCUUUCCCCGGACACCUAACACUAAACUAUCCCAGCAGACUUUGUGUGGCUCCUUGGAUUCUUCAAGAAAAUCUAAACGAAAAACAGCCUUCUCUGAGACUGCUUCACCUUCUAAAAGAUCUCAGCUGGGUGAAAUCAAGAUCUCUUCAGCUUUGAAAACUCCAGAAAAAAAUAAACAGGUUCAACCCUUCUGUGCCAAGGCUAUCAGGAAGUCUUCACCUGCAUGCAACAGGAUUCUGAGAACACGAGUCCCAGUUGUGAAGACCACAGAAAUGAAUGUAAAAGGAGCACUUAGCCCUAUCAAGGGCAGCUUGAGGAUCUCAGUGGUGCCUCCUGUGAUUCUGAAACCAGAAAACAGAAGGAGGAAGACAAAAGAACCAGAAGCUCACAAAGAAGCUACCUGUACUUCCCGUGAGGUCCACAGAAAGAGUGCUCUGUUGACUUUGAAUCGGAUUAGGGAGCAGCUUCGAUUUCUAGAGCAUAAUAAAAAUGACCAAGAAGAGGAACAGUUCAAACCCCCAGCAGAGGGGUCAGACUCCAGCAGUGAGGAGGAAGAUGAUUGUAUUCCCUCCCUUCCAAAGAGAAAUCCCUGAUGCCAGUCCAGGGACCUGCAAACGACCCCAAAGCCUUCUAUGCAGACCCCCUCCAAGAAACCAAAGAAAACCCCUAAUCCUAGAAUGCCUCACCAUGCUACUCCUCAGAUCCGCAGCCGAAGCCUUGCUGCCCAAGAGCCAUCUAGCAUGCUUGAGGAGGCCCGACUGAGACUACAUGUUUCUGCUGUGCCUGAGUCUCUUCCCUGUCGGGAGCAGGAGUUCCAAAACAUCUACAACUUUGUGGAAAGCAAGCUUCUUGACGGGACUGGAGGGUGUAUGUACAUCUCUGGGGUCCCUGGGACAGGAAAGACUGCCACUGUGCACGAGGUCAUACGCUGCUUGCAGAAGGCAGCCCAGACAAAUGAUGUACCUCCCUUUCAAUACGUUGAGGUCAAUGGCAUGAAGCUGACGGAGCCCCACCAAGUCUAUGUGCAGAUCUUGCAGAAGCUGACAGGCCAGAAGGCAACGGCUAACCAUGCAGCAGACCUGCUGGCAAAGCGAUUCUGCAGCCGGGGGUCCCUGCGGGAGACCACUGUCCUCCUUGUGGAUGAGCUUGACCUUCUUUGGACCCACAAACAAGACGUAAUGUACAAUCUCUUUGACUGGCCCACUCACAAGGGGGCCCGGCUAGUAGUCCUAACCAUUGCCAACACCAUGGAUCUACCAGAACGGAUCAUGAUGAACCGCGUGUCAAGUCGACUGGGCCUUACCAGGAUGUCCUUCACACCUUAUUCUCACAGCCAACUGAAAGAGAUCUUAGUGUCCCGUCUCAAGCAUCUAAAGGCCUUUGAGGAUGAUGCUAUCCAGUUAGUAGCCAGGAAGGUAGCAGCCCUCUCUGGAGAUGCACGACGCUGUCUGGACAUCUGUAGGCGGGCCACAGAGAUCUGCGAGCUUUCCCACCAGAAGCAGGACUCCCCAGGGCGGGUCACUGUGGCUCACUUAAUGGAGGCCGUGGAUGAGAUGUUCUCAUCAUCGUACAUCACUGCUAUCAAGAAUUCCUCUAUCCUGGAACAGGGUUUCCUGAGAGCCAUUCUUGCAGAGUUCCGUCAAUCCGGACUAGAGGAAGCAACAUUUCAACAGAUAUACAGUCAGCAUGUGGCCCUAUGCAGAAUGGAGGGACUGCCAUACCCUUCCAUGUCAGAGACUAUGGCUGUGUGUUCACGUCUGGGCUCUUGUCGCCUGCUCCUGGUGGAGCCCAGCAGAAAUGACCUACUCCUUCGAGUGAGGCUCAACGUCAGCCAGGAUGAUGUGCUGUAUGCUCUGAAAGAAGAGUGAAGGGCUUCACAAGCAUCUGCGAUUUCCUCAGAACGUGGGAUUAUAGCAAAAUACAAUGAAUGGAAGUGUUUGUCCUUUAUUUUGGAGUUUCCAUUAGGUAACUUGCUUUUUCCAGAGUGUUCAGGAAAUUUAUAGACUUCAAAUGCUCAGAUUAUAACCUCUCUGUUACUAGCUCAGCCAUUUAUUUAAUUAUAACGUACUAUGUAUAUAUAAAGGUAUGUACACAGUAUAUUUGUAUCUAUGUAAAAUAGUUCUGGGAGAAUUUGUAAGAAAAUAGCUACACUGGUUGCCUCUGGGAAAUAACUGGUGGUUAAAGUUGGUUCGAGAAGACUUAACUGAAUGCCAUUAUGUAUUAAAUUUUGAACAACAUAAAUAAAACUGAUUAUAUAAAAACUGCUG